GAAUUCUAUUGGUCCACUGAUUCGACGAAAAUACACAUGCGCACUAAGAAUUAAUUCUGCAUCACUAGCGCCUUUAAGUCAACGGUUUAAUAACAAUAUAGGUUAUGUUAUUUUCGUUCUUGUUGGCAUUGUAAAGCGUAGAGAACGGUACAGCGAAACAGAAUAACAACAUGUCUGUGAAGAAGAAAAACGAAUUAGUAUUAUCGGUUGAAGAAACGGUGUUUCGAAAAAGUUAUGUUUUAGCAGUUUGUGGAACUCAAAGUGAACCAGAAUUCAGAAUCGGAACGGCUUCAUCCAAUCAUUUGUGCGUCAUCUAUACAGCAGGAGAAACUUUAAGUAGGACUACUACGUUAACUCAUAAUAAAGCUACUAUUGUUGGAAUCAAAUUUAGUCCUACCUCCAAGAAUAUUAUAUAUACGGCAACUAAUAAAGGAAUAAUUACUGCAUGCGAUUUACGUGCUAAAGGAAAAGCAGUUGCAGAAUUUAAAGAUAGUUCUGAAGAUGGAAAAUUAAAACCAUUAGCUAGUUUUGAUAUAAGUUGCGAUGAAAGACUUAUUGCUGGUGGAACCGAACACAUCGGUGGAGAUACAUUUAUUUUGUUUUGGGAUAUCAGGCAUAGUAAUUCUAAAGUAGAAUGUAAGGAUAAUAAUCUUCUUGGAGGUUAUUGGCAGUCACAUAUGGAUGAUGUGACUCGCUUAUCAUUUCAUCCCAACAAACGAGAUAUUUUGGCAUCCGGUAGUGUAGAUGGUCUUAUCAAUAUCUUUGAUCUAACGCAGCCUACAGAAGAUAUGGCAUUAAGAUAUUCAUUAAAUACCGAGUCCUCGGUGGAUGGAUUAGGCUGGAUGAACAAUGACAAUCUAUGGUGUACAACAUUUACAUCGUCGUUGCAAUUUUGGAAUGCUGAAGGAGUAACUCCAUAUACAAGGUUCAAACGUAGCAGUUUAGCAUUAGCACACGGUGAUGACCCAGAUAAUUGCUACAUAGUUAAGUUUCAUCCUUCGAAUGCGCUUGGACAACCAUUCCUAUUAGCAGGAUCAGAUAAUGUUAAAGGUGAAAAUUUAAGAUGUCUAAGCGUCGCAAACAAUCAACUAGAAAUCUGUUAUAAUCUUGUUGGAAAUAAGCAGUAUGUAAGAGACAGUUGGUUACAUGAAAAGAGUAACUCUUUAGUAACUGUCGGAGAAGAUGGUUUAAUAAAUAUUUGGAGACAGCCAGAGUCUAGUGGCGUUCAACAAAGUGCAGGCCAGAAAUUAUUAACAAAGAUCGGUAGUGGGAAAAGCCGGGAACGUCAGCAUAGGGCCAAACCAUACUAAGCGUUAAUAAUAGGAUAAAGAUCUAUAAAUGGACACUAUUUUCGGAAGAAAGCAUCACAACGACCACUUACCCAAAGCAUCAUGUUAUCGGAAGCAAAUGGAUAAACAUAAAACAACUUACGCUGCAAGAGAAGGUGUUGUUCGUGUUCCGGACUCAGUGAGAUGCGUAUGAAUUGGCGGUGUAACGAUGGAAGGGGUCGAAAUAGAUUUCUGGAGAGGUAAACGUGCACCAGUUAAACCUGGCAUCAAACUGCUACUUUCACCUAAUCUUUGACUAUUUCUUUUUAAGACAAUCUUCUGAUAUUCACUCUGUGACAGGAAAGUACAUACGUAUAUUACUAUACCUGUAUUUUUGACCAAUGUUUCUAAUCUAAAAUUACCUGCACAAGGUCUGCCUCAUUUAAGGAAUGAGUACUUGCUUGUGAUCUGCAUGCUCGAUUACCUACCCCUACAGGUCCACUACAAGAUUUUCCAUCUAGUUCUAGUUCCAUUUCACUGUCCAGACUACUUAAACUAAUGCUGCGUUGUCGCUGAAAUAAUAAUGAAUGAUUUUGCCCGGAAUAUCUGCGUCGGCCACGUCUAGUAUCUUCCAAAUCUGUCCAACUUCGUCUUCUGUCUAUGCCCUGUACAGGUUGUGCAUGAGAGUUCAUAGAUGGAAAAUGUGUCGGAGAGCUAUUGGUUGAACAGUUAACAAGGAGAUCUGGAUCAGAUCCUGCUUCAUGAUUAUUGGAACGAUGUCCACCCUCUAUAAGUAUCAAUGGACAUAAGGAAGGACACGAAGAGGUCAGUCUCUGAGGAUAGUUCUUAGCAAAACCAGGAGAAUGAGGUGUGACACUAAUAAUGGGUACAAGAGGAUUAGGCUGAGUUUGAAUAUUAGUACCAAGUGUAAGCAACGGAUGUUGCUGUUGCUGCUCAGAAUUCCCUCCAGACAUGGUGAUUGUUUUAUUGGUAUUAUCUUCGGUAUAACCAGUUUCUGUGACUAUAUUUCCAUGUAGACUCAGGCCACCAAGAUCUCCAUUAAUAGUAGGCACACGGUCACAGUCGGAAUGCGAUGAGCCAAGAUAGUCCGUUAUUACAUCCUCUUCGCUAUCCUCUCCGCUAUUGGGACAUUCAUCUAAAAAAAUAUUGAUAUUGCUAAUAUACACUUGUAAUUAGUUGAAAGUUUAUAAUACGUAUCUAUUUCCAUUGUUCUGUCU
Vespa velutina is the source of this 2506-nucleotide messenger RNA. Its product is annotated as WD repeat-containing protein 89. The transcript is spliced from 12 exons. Gene Ontology annotation, molecular function: protein binding. NCBI's taxonomy places the organism in Eukaryota, Metazoa, Arthropoda, Insecta, Hymenoptera, Vespidae. Bases 171 to 1310 code for a protein of 379 amino acids. The record is from RefSeq and is a predicted model, not a curated record.